CGAUCAUUAUCCAUUUGACUACUUGAGAUAAUGGUCGAGACGCGCCGAAAGUGCUUAUGACGGUAUAAAAGACGACAGAAUUGCGUGUUAGGCUACCUUUGGUAUCCGAUCGACGAAAUGACGGGAUUUCUACUGUUACUGCUCUCAACCAGUGUUUUUGGUGCCACCAUAAACAAUGACUGGCGCGUUGUUGGCGGCCAAAACGCACCUGACGGUGCUUUUCCUUACCAAGUCUCUAUACGUGUCGCUGGAGAACAUAACUGCGGAGGAUCCAUAAUUGAUGCCACCACCAUUCUCACUGCUGCUCACUGUUUGUCUGGGUUUGAAGAUAUGCGUAUGGAUAUCACCGUUGGUUCCAAUACGCUUAAUCCAAGUGGCGAUUGGUAUGAAAUCGCUGAACGCCGAAUUCAUGAAUUGUAUAACCCAAUGGAGUCCGUUAAGUGCGAUAUAGGACUAUUAAAGUUAAAGACUCCACUAGUUUUCAGUGAUAAGGUUAAACCUAUAAAACAUCUAGCAGUUGACUAUGUUGAUAGCGGUGCCGACUGUGUCCUGUCCGGGUUUGGAAUGAUGAAAUUUCCCGGACCGGCAGCCAACGAGUUACAAUAUCUGGAUGUGGUCACCGUUUCUGUUGCCAAGUGUAGGGGUAUGUGGGAUGCUGCUGGUUGGGAAUACCUCGCAAUUGACGAUACGCAAGUUUGCACUUUGACAAGGUCUGGUCAAGGAGCGUGCAAAGGCGAUUCCGGUGGACCAUUAGUCACUAGGUCUGGAGUCCAGAUUGGUAUUGCGUCAAUGGCAAACCCAUGCGCAUUAGGGACACCCGACGUCUUUACCAGAGUCUCUGCCUACGCUGACUGGAUUGAAAAGAACAGGAACUAAGUUCUUCUCCUGUCAAUUAGUUGUCAUGUUACAACGUAAUAAAGAGAUACUAACUCGUAA
Molecule: messenger RNA, 936 nt
Organism: Photinus pyralis (common eastern firefly)
Lineage: Eukaryota; Metazoa; Arthropoda; Insecta; Coleoptera; Lampyridae
Product: chymotrypsin-1-like
Exons: 3
Coding region: 118-876 (252 amino acids)
Biological process (GO): proteolysis
Molecular function (GO): serine-type endopeptidase activity
Source: RefSeq, a predicted model, not a curated record